Dovyalis caffra is the source of this 903-nucleotide messenger RNA. Lineage: Eukaryota; Viridiplantae; Streptophyta; Magnoliopsida; Malpighiales; Salicaceae. The record is from the annotation of a GenBank genome assembly.
AUGCGUGAGUCUUCCGCCGAUGCAGGCCGAUUGGGAUCCCAGCAGUCAAACCACUGCAUUCCCAAUAGCAUCGGCUUGGAAUUGAGGGUGACAAGGGAAAGAACCAUCUACAUAACUAAGAAGGUCAUAGGUUAUAAGCACUGGUUUGAAUUGGAACUUCUAAAGAAGUGGUGGAGUCCAGUUUUAGUGAAAGGACGAUUUAGCGAAAGCAUAGCCUCCAUGGCAAGUGCAUUGAUCGAGACAACAACAAACUAUCAUGGAACUCUCCUUAAUCUUUCUUCUCUAAAAAUGGUAGAGCCACAGGUCUACUCCCCUACCGAGAAAAGUCGUCAAUCCUACUCUCAGUGGUUAGCCAGGCCUUUCUUUCCUGGUCUCGAUAUGCUUCGAUUUCUCUAUGGAUCGGCAUUCUUUUUGGAAGUUUUCAGUCUUCUCUGUAGUCAUUCCUGUGCUCUUCCCGAAAAAGACCCGAAAGGAGGCUUUUUGCAUAAAGAUGCAGUGCUUCAAAGAGGGUUUGUCUCACAAGAGACUAGCACCCUUUAUCAACCUAAUCAGCUUGCAUCUAGGAUUCAGACUAGCCCACAAUCUCAAAGCAAUUCCUCCUAUCAGAGUCAACCCAUGUCACAAACCAAUCCCUUUCAUCAAAGGAAAGACCUUCAAGAGUUCAGCACUACCAGACUACGGCCUCUACUCAGACAGGUCUACAGGCGAAUUCGCAGUUUCAGCAGCAAGAAGUCCAGCAGACUGAGCUUCAACCCAGGAACUGAGAAUGAACCCGACACAGAGGAUUCCCGUGAACCAACGAAGAGUGGCGAGAUGCUAUUCUUAUUCUUUGAGUUCACGAAAAUGAUACGGAGAAGAGUAGUGACAAGUCUUGCGCCUUCCCUUCCGCUUACACCCAUUUAG